UCAUCCAAUAAAACGACACCUUAAUAUCACGUGACCAGAAGACAGGUAUAGGCGUUUGAACAUGAGGAUUCGCCUAUAAACAAUGCUUCUAAAGUGGAAAUAUAUACUGCCCUUAGUGGCACUAUGUGUUCAUGUAACAGUGUCGGAACGAUCACGUGACGUCUAUGAGUAUGAUGAAUGCCGUGCUGAGUACCAGGAACCACUUGGCGUUGCCUCGGGAAAGAUUUCUGAUGGCGCCAUGUGGUCGUCUACCAACAACAACAAAAGACCUGCAAGCCGAGAGCGGCUGAAUGACCCGACAGGGGCGUGGACUGCAGGUACCCAGAAUGCAUUUCAGUACCUGGGGGUUGACCUUGGCGCCCGAUACUUUGUCACAGCAGUGGCUACUCAAGGUCGUCAGGGAAGUGAUGAAUUCAUCACAGAAUACUUUUUAGAAUAUUCUGAUGAUAGAAACACAUGGAGGAGAUAUACCAAUGAAUAUGGCAUUCCAGAGAUGUUUGUCGGUAACGACAAUGGCUGGCAGAUAGUCCAGAACACCCUCCACUACCCCAUCGUCGCCCAAUACGUCCGCUUCAACCCGAAGCGCUGGAGUAUGUUCAUCUCCAUGAGGAUUGAGGUCUACGGCUGCAUCUUCACUCCAUAUGUCGCUUCCUUCACCGAAACCAGCUACAUGCAAUUUGACCUAAGUCGCAAACCUGUGCCGUCUGAGACAGACACCCUGGAGCUCCGCUUCAAGACGAACAAGCCAGACGGAGUGGUGUUCUAUGCCAGUGGGAACCAGGGAGAUUAUAUUGUCAUAGAGAUGAGGAGGGGAUACAUGUACUUCAGGAUAGAUCUUGGGUCCACUCAGACAAGCCGUGGUCGUACUGAGGUGAUCGGAGGCAGUCUUCUUGAUGACCACCAGUGGCACGAUGUCGUCAUCACUCGAGAGAAGAAGAAGCUGAAGGUCGUAGUGGACAGACUCGUCAACGAGGUGGAAACCAACGGACUCUUCUACAGGCUAGACUUGGAUAAAUAUUUGUUCAUUGGAGGGGUCCCUUACUUCAACCAGGAAGGGAUUGAGGUUAAAUAUAAUUUUGUGGGCUGUGUGGAAAAUGUCAAUUUCAACGGUGCCAAGCUCUUGGAGGAUGCUCGGGAUGGAUCAUCUGCUGAACUGAAGGGGGGAGUGGUUGCUUUCAGAUGUGGGAUUUCUUCAUCAAUACCUGUCACGUUCCCGACAACCAGAUCGUACCUCAAGUUGUCAGGCCGAGAUGCUGGCGGGCCAAUCCGAGUUAGCUUUGACUUCCGUACCCACGAUGAGAAUGGCAUGCUGAUGUACCACGAGCUGCAAGAAGCAGGAAGCGGAGUCACUGUAUCGCUGGACAAUGACGGCUACGUGGCGUACAGGGUGGUGUCACGGUCUGGACAGAUCAUCGAGGAUGUUGUUAGAAACACGGACAUUUUGAGUGCUACGAGAGGUUUCACCGAUGGCCUGUGGCACACGUUUUCCAUCUACAUUGACACCACCAAGGUCAACUGCACCGUCGACCGCAACGUCAAGGUCUCCAACAGGGCACUGGAUAUUGGAGCAUCUACUACUUACUUCAUAGGUGGCCAGGACAUUUCCAAUGGUUUCCGUGGAUGUCUUCCGAAUCUGGAGGUUGCUGCCAGAGUUGUCAACCUGGCCACGUUAGAACAGGAGAGCAUCUUUGAUGCUGAAGUAGGAACAUGCUCUAUUCGAGAUAGGUGUACCCCAAAUCCUUGCGAACACAGUGGCAACUGCUCCCAGAACUGGGACAACUUCUACUGCAGGUGCGACAACACUGGUUACAAGGGGGAGAUGUGUCAUAUUUCUGCUCACCAUAUCUCCUGCACCAUGCACAAGAUGUACUCCGAGACCAUUGAAGGGGUCGAAGAAGCCAUCAUUGACCCUGAUGGCUCCGGACCACUCAGGCCUUUCAAAGUCAUGUGUGAAAUGAAUGAUGCUGGAAGACCAGUGACUUCCAUCAGCCACGACUCUGAGAGCUGGAUCACGGUCAAUGGCUACCAGGAACCAGGGUCCUACAUCCGUUUCCUCAACUAUGUCACGGGCCUUCCCGAGCUGACCAACGUCAUCGAGAGAUCGUCCAGCUGCAGGCAGUACAUUGAAUACAGCUGCUUCAAUUCCAGACUGCUGGCUAAACCAGCUGAUACAUUAGAGAGAUCCUUUGCGUGGUGGGUCGGCCGCACCUACCAACCCAUGUACUACUGGGGCGGCGCUGCUCCUGGCUCCUUCAAGUGUUCAUGUGGUCUAGACGAGAAGGGCUGCAUCGGCACCAGCGAAACCUGUAACUGUGAUGCUCAACAGCUGGUGCAGACCUCGGACAAGGGGUACCUGGUGCACAAGGAUUACCUCCCAGUCCUGGAGCUCCACAUGGGGGAUACUGGCACUGUGACGGACACAAAGUCUGGGGCACAUAGAGUCGGGAAGCUGGAAUGUGAAGGCGAUGAUCUGUUCGAUAACGUCAUCACCUUCAGGAAGACUGAUGGUACUUUAGAAUUUGCAACAUUUGAAGCUGAGAAUGCAGGUGACAUCUGGUACCAGUUCCGCACAACAUCUACAGACGGUGUCAUGGUCCACAACACUGGGCCCAGAGACUUCAUUCAAGUGCGACUCUCUUUCCAGGGAGACACUAUACAGUUCCGCUAUGAUGUGGGUAACGGCGUGCAGGUCCUGACCUACCAGUCUCCUGGACCCUUGAAUGACGACACAUGGCACACGGUCCAUGUGGAACACAACAGGAAGCAGGCAUGGAUGAGGAUUGACGACUUCACUGAGGUCUUCAGAAAUGAAGAUUCCGACCUGAUACGGAUGUUGGACCUCACAAGCCGACUUGUUAUUGGCGUUAAAGUGGACUUCAGUGACGGCUUUGUUGGAUGUAUGAGAGGCCUAAGAGUGAACGGUCAGCUCCUGGACAUGAAGGGCAAGGUCGAGAGAGGAGAUGUAACCUAUGGAGUAGCUGUUGGCUGUGUGGGCAAGUGUUCCAGCAACCCCUGUUUCAACGGAGGCACAUGUCGGGAGGGGUACUCCGGCUACACCUGUGACUGCUCCUACACCCCCUUCAGAGGCUGGAUGUGCGGCAGAGAGGUCGGGGUCAACAUGCAGACUAACUUCAUGGUCCGGUAUACCUUCGAUGAGGACCAGGGUCUCUCGGCCUCGGACUUCCAGUAUGCUCGCAUUGGCUUCUCUACCAAGAACAAGCAAGGAAUUCUGAUGCAGAUGAGGAACCAACCCAACACUGAGUAUAUCUCUGUGGAAAUGAAUAACAAUGGUGGAGUGAAGGUGGCCCUGGACGUGGGUUUCCAGAGGGAAGAGGUGAACACCCCUAAUGUUGGAAUAGACUACACCAAUGGACAACAGCAUGAGGUGGUGGUCAGACGAAGCAACAAGGGCAGAACUAUAUUUGUCCAGGUUGACGACUACCCUCCAGUUGAGACAACAUUUGAUGUCUCCGACACCAGUGACACCAUCCUGGACAACCCCAAAUAUCUUUUCAUCGGCAGCAAUGAUACUGCCAAUUCUGCUAAGGGCUUUGAAGGGUGUAUCUACCGUAUGCAAGUGGACAACAUCUUCCCCUUGAAGAGAGCAUUCCAGGACCCGCGGCCUGCCUUCAUCAGCCUCAUCCCUGAAGGCAAGGUGAGAGAAGAUAUGUGUGGAAUUGAAGAAUACACACAGGCUCCUGAUCCCAUCGAGACUCGUCCUCGUGGCGGUGAUGUCAUCAACGUCACAUAUCCAUACUUUGCCGAUGAGGGUCUAACAACAAACGAAAGAAUCAUCCUUGGAGUUGUGCUGGCUCUCAUCUUCAUCCUCAUCAUCAUCUUUAUCUUCGUCCUGGCCAAGCUGCGAUGUUCUGGCGGCGACUACGACACCAAGGAGGCCAAGGGAGCCGAGUACGCCGACAACCCAGACACUGCUGUUGUUUAUAACCAAACUGGACUUCCGGAUAUAGCCAAGAAACAGGAAUGGUUUAUCUAGGGAGCUCCGAUUACAUUACGUGUGAAUGAUAUGAACAUUAAUAUUGAUCAGAGCUUUUAAAUCUAAGACUUCCAUAUCUUUCUUGAUAUGACCUGUGUGAAGAUUUAAUUGAAUAUGAUUUAAGAGAGAGAUCUGUAUAUGUGUAGUUCAUGCUGCAACUUUAAAUAAUUUGUAAUUUAUUAUAAUUGUAAUUUGUAGAGAUAAGUCAGCCAGCAUUAGUUGUCAUAACGCUAUUUAACCCCAAACUUUACAAUAACUCACCGCAAGACAUUAUCCAACUGUCUGGAUAUAGGAUAGGUUUGGGGAAUACAGUUGUUUUAGCAUCAGGGUGACCCAUUUGGCAGCUUUAUGAGGCACUUCUCUUCCAUACCUUCGUGUUGGAAUUCAAUUAAGCAUUUCUUUUUUCUUUUUUUAUUAAAAAGAAAGAUCUAAAUAGUUGUUUCUAUUUAAAGUAAGUAACUGGGUUGAUUUAUGUUGAAAACAACAACAAUUGCCAUGAAUCAGUUCAGCACAGUGCCUGCAAAGUCAUUUAAUGUAUACCUGUACUUAAGUGACUUCACCCAAGCACAAGGAGUUCCCUAUCCACAAUUUCAACAAGCCACCUUGAAGGCUUUGUAAAGGGUUAAGUCUGGCAAAGUCAUUUGUCUUAGUAAAGUGUUAAGUAUGGUAAAUUCAUUUCUCUAAGUAAAGAGUAAAGUACCAGUAUGCUAAGUCUGUCAGUUCAUCUAGAUGUGAUGCUUACUAAGUCUGUCUACCUCUCUUAGUAAAGUACUCGGAAUUCAUCUGUCAUAUUAUAGUCAGAAAUACAGAAUUCAUCCGUCUCUUGUUCAUAAAAUUAUCCCCUAGUUUCUACCUUUCAGUCAUUCGGCGAAUAACCAAUCUACUAUGAAAAAUGGGUUGCAGUUGAAUAUGAGGUAUAUUUUGUUAACUUAUAAGUCUGGAAUUAGAGCAUAUGGCAGGCGUUUGUGGCACUGUUGACCAAAUGCAAUCCUUGUACUCUCAAAGUCAGGAACUUAAAUCCAGACUUCAUACAUACUCCUGUUUUUGUACAAUGCUAUAUAUUAAACAUACCUUUAAUUAAAACAAUAGAAUUAAAAAUAGUGUACUUUGAUUAGAUUAAAUUGAGGCAUAUUGAAGUUGAAUUAAUUUUGAUAACAGCAGUUUUAGCUGAGAGAGAGUGACAGGUGUCAUUUAUGAAUUCCAUAAACUCAAAAGAUUUUUAAUUUUUACAUAAUGAACACAUUGAUCAUUUCAAAUUCAUGUUCAGAUUUAAUUUUUUAAUUUUUUUUAUUUCUGUACAUAGUGUACAUAUUUUUACAUAAUGCCAUUUACAUAAUCAUUUUUCAGGUGAAGUUGUAAUAUAAGUAUCAUUCCAUAUUUUUCUACAUUUGUUAACUGUUAAUGAAGCAAUAAUGGCAAAGGUAGAGUAGUCUUAUUGUGAAGUGCCAGUAAGCUUGAAUUGAAUAAAAAGUUAAGAUUGGUGCUUCACAGUCAACAUUGUUUUUGCACAGUUAUCAUAUCAAACAUGUCACGUAAUUUUUUACUGGGUUUGUAAUAAGAAUUUUCCAUUAUUUCACUGCAUGCUAACAGUCUUACAGACUAAAAAUAUUAUAUUCAUGAAAUUUUGUAGUUCAAAUUUCUCUUACAAAGUAUUCCUCAUUUAAUCAAAAAUCUCUUUAGUCGGUUAUUUGUUAAUAGUGUAUUUACUUGUAUGUUUAUGUCCAGUUAAGUGUUGAUACUGUGCCGACCAUCCUCCGAUCAUUGUUGUAGAUAUGAACAUGCUCAACAUAAUUUGUAAUAAAAUUAUAAUCAUGA
Messenger RNA from Haliotis rubra (blacklip abalone), 5809 nucleotides. Its product is annotated as neurexin-4-like. The record is from RefSeq and is a predicted model, not a curated record. The transcript has 25 exons. NCBI's taxonomy places the organism in Eukaryota, Metazoa, Mollusca, Gastropoda, Lepetellida, Haliotidae. The coding region runs from base 83 to 3994 and encodes 1303 amino acids.